Molecule: messenger RNA, 3560 nt
Organism: Aspergillus ibericus CBS 121593
Lineage: Eukaryota; Fungi; Ascomycota; Eurotiomycetes; Eurotiales; Aspergillaceae
Product: DDHD family phospholipase
Exons: 4
Coding region: 419-3190 (923 amino acids)
Cellular component (GO): cytoplasm
Molecular function (GO): metal ion binding; glycerophospholipase activity
Source: RefSeq, a predicted model, not a curated record
ACUAACUAUCUGCAUUACUGGAUACGUCCCGGUCGACUAGUGUCUGAUCAAGGCUACCUGCAUCCCUGCAUCAAUUAAUUGUCGUAGGAGAUUUCUAAGUGGUGCUUCUUCAUACGAAACAAAGAUACCUCGGGCUCGUGGGCCAGCAUUCCUACUGGAUGCUUUCAAUCAGCAACACGCUAACAACGAUACCAGUGCGAAAAGAACAACGGCAGAGAACCUUUGCGUCUCCAGAACCUCCGGCUUCCAACAUAUUUUCAUCCUCUUAUACUGGCCGGCUCCGCCGUACUAUUUGACUAUACAGGCCGCUCUUGUGCCGACGGCUCAUCCCCGACUCGAUAGUCAUUGUAUUUAUUUGCCACCCUUCUCCUCAAACGCAUUGGCUCGCGCUCUGACAUACCGGGCUCUUGCGAGCUUAAUGUCAAAGGACAGUCAGAAGGGGACCUUCUUCGGGGCUCUUUCUCCGUGGAAUACCUCUAGAAGUACGACGCCCCAGCAGCCUAUCAACGAUACGAAAGACGUCCUCCCCCGUUCUCGAGGAGAGGAUCACACAGUCACACAUAGACAUGGGUUAAGUCUACGCCGGUAUCCAAAGGACUGUCCCCCAUUAAGAGUAAGAUGGUUCUAUGCAGUGGAUUCGCCUAAAUGGAAGCCAGGGCUCCGCGAUCAUAAGAGCGAUUCAAAACCCUUGGUGCCUCCCAAAAAGUUUGUUCCGUUCACUUCCAGGGACUCCCAGGCUAUAGAGGACGCAUUCCAAGAACUUCUGGAGGCGGACUUUGAGGAAAAACAUAUGCCGUACAACCGACCGAUGAGGGAAGCUUCGCGCGAGUCGACCAAGGUCCCUGUGAAUGAGGACUCGCUUUUCGAUGUUAGUAUUGAACAAAGGGAGCUCAGCCCGGCCUAUUGGAUAGGUCCCAUCUAUGAAGUCCGUCGUGGUACUUGGUUUUUCCAAGAUGGGUCCACGAUAAAGCCCUGUGAAGAAAACCUAGCUACCCAACUCGAAGAGGGCUAUCUCAAGUCGAAACCAUGGCGAUAUACAAGCCCUAGCUAUGCUUCCAAGCCUCCGACUUCAGUAAGAGACAGUGGUGAUGGGUCUAGCACUGCAUCUAAUGACGCUGAGAAUAUUGGACAUGCAACUUUGUUUUCUGGCAAUGAGCCUGAGCCUUACCGUCUAUUUGGUGCCUAUAUGAAUACCAUAGUAACUUAUCAGGAUUCUUCGACGGCGUUGCUGAUGAGCGAUGAUUUUAUGUCUCGCGUGAGCACAACUUUCUAUCAGAAGCUCGGUGGCGUUCCAGGUACGAAACUUGUUCGUGGGUUUACCGAAUCCAAGAAACAGAGGCAAUCAUCAGACAAGGUCUGUGCUGAAAUGAAAACAUCCGUGGAUAACCAUCCUGAUAUACUGCCUGAGGAACCUCAGGACAAGCGGGUACCACAGUUCUCCGAAACCACCACAUCUGAUCAUCAAAUUCCCGGCGAUGAGGCCCCGGCUGAGGCAAAUCCAAUGAUGGAACAGCACAUUCCGUUGACUGGCGCGCAACCGAAUAUGGUUGAACUUGAGGAACAAGCACGCGAACAAGAACAGAAAGAAAUGGAGGAUUCCAGGAAGGUUGAGGACAAAGAUCGGGAAAUCGAUCACUUGAUUCUUGUUACUCACGGAAUAGGUCAGCGGCUUAGCAUGCGACUAGAAAGUGUUAACUUUAUACACGACAUAAAUGUUUUGCGCAAAACCCUAAAGAGCGUUUACAGGGCCUCCCCUGAUCUUCAAGCGCUCAACUCCGACUUUGAAGACAAGCAUGAAAACUGCCGCACUCAGGUUCUCCCAGUGUGCUGGAGACAUCUUCUUGACUUUCCAUACCAGAAAGAGCAGCAACCCCGCAUGGAGUUCGAUCUGGGCGAUGCGGAAAGCCCGGGUGAUAUCUCGUAUCCUAGCUUGUCCGAUAUCACGCUUGAUAAUGUGCCAGCAGUUCGAAACCUCAUCUCUGAUUUAGCCAUGGAUGUACUUCUUUACCAGAGUGCAUACUGUGAGCACAUUUCUCGAAUAGUCAAACAGGAGUGUAACCGGAUUCUGGAUCUUUACAAGAAACGGAACCCAUCUUUCAGGGGCACUGUAAGUCUCUGUGGGCAUUCGCUUGGUAGCGCCAUUCUGUUUGAUAUCCUUUGCCACGAAAAGCAGGAUUCGGAGUCGCCUGACACCUCCCGUUUGGAUCAUAAUGACUCGGGUCACAAAGCAUUCCAGGGUGAUUCUUUGGGCUUUGAAUGUGAAGAUUUGUUCUGUCUAGGCUCCCCAAUAGCGCUAUUCCAGAUGCUCAAAGGGAAGACUAUUGCUGGGCGACAAAUUGGGAACGCCGGUGGAGAUGGGAAGUUUUCAGUUUACCCUGAUGGGCAGACUGUAGCUGUCAAGUCGACACCUAGCCCUUCUGUGCGCCAUAAUGUACAGUCUGCUAAAAAAGAGACGCUUUUGCAGCAUACUUCUGUGUCUUCUCCGAAAUGCCGACAGCUGUUCAAUAUUUUCCAUCCUUCCGAUCCAGUUAGCUAUCGUCUUGAGCCUCUCAUAUCACCAGCAAUGUCGUCUCUCAAACCACAGCCAUUGCCGUCAGUCAAAAGAGGACUUUGGACGGCAUCAGGGCAGAGCCUUUCAAUGAUUAGCAGUCGGUUUGGCCAAAGCGUGGGAUCAUUGUGGACUAAUUUCACAUCCGGUGUGGCAAGCAGUUUGCUUAACCGCAGUCUUGGCCUUACGUCGGAAACUGCUUCUUCCGAUCAAGCCUUAAAUUCUACACUGCAGGCUCAGCAAACACGGCCAGUGGCUUCGAGUCCUGGUUCUCUCCACAAGACAGAGAAUGCUAGAAACCCUACUCUUAUCGACUCGGACCUGGAAACGCUCUAUGAAGGCUAUCGUAGGACCGGAGGCCGUGGGAAGCGAGGGGGCUCAGAGACCAGAGGAGAGAACCCAUCUGAGUCACUGGGAAAUGACCAAUACGGAGAGAAGCUCCUGAUUGAAGACGCCAAAGUGAGAGCACUUAACUCCAAUGGGAGGGUCGACUAUAGCAUACAAGAGGGCACAUUUGAUAUAUCGAUGAUUGCUAGUAUUGCUAGUCACCUGAGCUACUGGUCUGACGAAGAUGUGUGUCAUUUUAUGAUGUCACAGAUGCUCUGUAGGAAGGCUAGGGGUCAGGACACUCGACCUGGAUAAGGUAUUGCGUGAAACUUCGGGGUUUUGGCAUCAUGUACGGAGUACUUAUUCUUGGUUGCGCAAAAUUGCACCGAAAGUCCACGACCUAGGGCUGACUGCGAAGUCAAAUAUGACGUGCUUCUUAGCGGUCUGCAAUAUCUAUAUACAAUACUGACAAGAUGAUCGGCGUCUACAUUGUUUACCAAGCCUUUGAGGUCACAGUCUCGGAGAUGUUCCCAUAUCGCAGACUACCGCAAACGAGAUGUUUAUUCGCAAACUCUCUUCUUGACAAGCACCCAGCGCAGAGUAUAUGCUACCCCCCUAUGCCACUGGCAAUGACAUGUAGGGUGGCUUAGCCAUAGGUGCAGACUCGAGGCCCCAAGCAGUAGUU